This is a messenger RNA of Tachysurus fulvidraco (yellow catfish), 970 nucleotides long. RefSeq names its product structural maintenance of chromosomes protein 1A-like. The record is from RefSeq and is a predicted model, not a curated record. NCBI's taxonomy places the organism in Eukaryota, Metazoa, Chordata, Actinopteri, Siluriformes, Bagridae. The coding region runs from base 321 to 656 and encodes 111 amino acids. The transcript is spliced from 3 exons.
AACUCUGAAUUCAGACCCAUAACUGUCAGUUGAAUUAGUAACAAUACUGCCUUCUAGGUGGAGGAUGAGGUAUUUGUGAAAUUCUGCAAUGUGAUUGGAGUGAGAAAUAUCUGAGAGUUUGAAGAGGAGAAAGUUAAAAGACAGAAUGAGAUUGCUAAAAAACUGUGAGUGCUUGUAACAUUUGGACUUAACUGCAUAUCUAUUGCCUACUCAUUUCACCUUAAUCAUAUUACAGACUUGAAUUCGAGACCCAAAAGACCCGCUUAGGCAUUCAGCUGGACUAUGAGAAGAACCAACUUUAGAAGGACCAGGAGAAAGUGAUGAUGUGGGAGCAGACUGUGAAGAAGGAUGAGAGUGAGAAGCUUUGGCUUAUUGUUGCCUUGUGCAUGGAAGUUCCCAAGUUGAUGAGUCCAUCAGCAGCCACGUCCAUCAUGAGUCCAACCUCCAGCUCUGUGCAUGCCAAGGAGGCUCUCAUAGAAAUUUUCUACAACUUACAUGAAGACCUCAAGGAUGCUUUGUCUGAGGAAGAGAUCAAGAUUGAGAUGAACACUUUGCAGCAGAGGCUGAACGAGCAGCAGAGCAGCCUCCAGCGCAUCAGUGCUCCCAACAUGAAGGCCAUGGAGAAAGUGGAGUGUGUCAGGAACAAGUUCCAGUGAAACCAGUGAUGGUAUGAAACAGUAUUUAGGAAGAUAUGGCUAGCUUUAGAAUUUUUUUGACUAAAGAUCACUGGGAAAUUUUACAUUUUUGCAAAGUCACCAGAAUAGUUCUGAAAGCAUCUGUGCCUUGGAGCCAGAAUAAAAUUUUAGUUAAUAACCUGUGGUCAGACCUCAGAGGCAGCAAACCAUUGUGGUAUUAAACAGUUGACACUCAUGUUUUUCCCAGCAAAAGACUAUUAGCGGGGGCACGGUGCUUAGUGGUUAGCACGUUCGCCUCACACCUCCAGGGUUGGGGGUUCGAUUCCCGCCUCCGC